Colossoma macropomum (tambaqui) is the source of this 6196-nucleotide messenger RNA. RefSeq names its product laminin, beta 2 (laminin S) (gene lamb2). Lineage: Eukaryota; Metazoa; Chordata; Actinopteri; Characiformes; Serrasalmidae. The coding region runs from base 322 to 5667 and encodes 1781 amino acids. Gene Ontology annotation, cellular component: laminin trimer. Gene Ontology annotation, molecular function: extracellular matrix structural constituent. Gene Ontology annotation, biological process: substrate adhesion-dependent cell spreading; cell migration; basement membrane assembly. The record is from RefSeq and is a predicted model, not a curated record. The transcript is spliced from 34 exons.
AGAGUUUCAGGAGCCGCUUGACCCCUUUUCAAACUAAAACCUCCUCAGCUGGACUGGGGAACACGCAGGUGCGCGCAGGUCUCGGUUAAUCCACUGCGUGACUUCCAUCAAACACAGAGAGUCGGUCGGACUUUCGGCAACUCCGCCAAACCUCCGCUCAGCCGAUCAGACGGAGCUACUGCGGCUACAGCUCCCUCAGUGGCCGCCGUCUGACGGAGGGACGCGCUGAGGAGCAUCACAGCACCACUAUACUGACAGGGGACUUCGGCCCUUUAGAGGCCUGAGGGGAAGUUAAAGCAGUUAAAGGACCACCUUGAAGACAUGCACACUGUCCUGCUGCUGGUCUGCUGUGCCCUGGCUACCACCAUUGCUCAGGAGCCUGACCUUGCCCAUGGAUGCACCCAUGGAAGUUGUUACCCAGCAACCGGUGACCUCCUGGUGGGUCGAGAGAAGAACCUGAAAGCUUCAUCCACCUGUGGUCUCACUAGGAGAGAACCCUACUGCAUUGUCAGUCACCUACAGGAAGAGAAGAAAUGUUUCCAGUGCGACUCACGGCGAGCAUACGAUCCUAAGUACAACACCAUCAGUCACCGCAUCGAGAACGUCAUCACCACCUUCAGACCAGACCGCAAGAAGUGCUGGUGGCAGUCUGAGAAUGGAAAGUCUGAUGUUUACAUUCAGUUGGACCUUGAAGCAGAGUUUCACUUCACUCACCUCAUCAUGACCUUUAAGACAUUCCGUCCUGCAGCCCUGUUGAUUGAGCGUUCAGCGGAUUUUGGACGCACCUGGCAAGUUUAUCGCUACUUUGCCUAUGACUGCGCCUCGGUCUUCCCUGGGAUUCCUCAAGGUCCACUCCGCAAGGUUGAUGAUGUCAUCUGUGAAUCACGUUAUUCUGACAUCGAGCCGUCAACGGAAGGAGAGGUAAUCUUUCGAGUUCUAGACCCUGCCAUCCGAAUUGAAGACCCCUACAGCCCCCGUAUUCAAAAUCAGCUCAAAAUCACCAACUUGCGUGUGAACUUCACCAGGCUCCACACUCUGGGCGAUAACCUGCUUGACUCAAGACUGGAGAUCAAAGAGAAGUACUACUAUGCCAUGUAUGAGCUGGUCGUCAGGGGCAACUGCUUCUGCUAUGGCCAUGCCUCUGAGUGCGCGCCCAUCGAUGGAAUAAGAGAUGACAUCGAGGGCAUGGUGCAUGGGAGGUGUGUGUGCAAGCACAACACAAAAGGGCUAAAUUGUGAACUGUGUGAUGAUUUCCAUAAUGACCAGCCCUGGAGACCAGCUGAGGGCCGCAACACCAACGCCUGCAAGAAAUGCAACUGUAAUGGUCACUCCAACAAGUGUCACUUUGACAUGGCGGUGUAUCUGUCCACGGGCAACAUUAGUGGAGGCGUGUGUGACGACUGUCUCCACAAUACAAUGGGCCGCAACUGUGAAACCUGCAAACCCUUCUACUAUCAGGACCCAGCCAGGGACAUCAGAGACCCCCGGGUCUGCAUAGCUUGUGACUGUGACCCAGACGGCUCUGUAAACAAUGGUAUGUGUGACGGGCAUGAUGACCCCUCUCUGGGCAUGAUUGCGGGACAGUGCCGUUGUAAGGCAAACGUGGAAGGCCCUCGCUGUGACAAGUGCAAGUCUGGCUUCUUUGGGCUGAAUGCAAAUGACCCACUUGGCUGCCAGCCAUGUAAGUGUGACCCCAGGGGAACAGUUUCCGGCAGUCCCCAGUGUGACCCCGUCCAAGGGGACUGUUUCUGCAAGCGCCUGGUCAGAGGCCGGAGUUGCAACCAGUGUCUGCCAGAGCACUGGGCCUUAAGCCAUGAUGGCAGUGGCUGCAGAAGAUGUGACUGUGACAUAGGAGGCGCUGUAGAUAACCAGUGCUCUAUGGAAUCGGGCCAGUGUCGCUGCCGCAGUCACUUGGUGGGCCGCCAGUGUAACCAGGUGGAGUCUGGGUAUUUCUUCAUGGCCCUGGACCACUAUCUCUAUGAGGCAGAACUAGCAAAAUUGUCUCAGGGUUGUACUGUCGAAGAGAGGGAGCACCAGUCAGGUCGUCCCACCUCUUGGACCGGUACUGGGUUUGCACGCGUUCCUGAAGGAGGCAUUCUGGAGUUCUUCAUCACUAAUAUCCCUUACUCUAUGGAGUAUGAUGUUCUCAUUCGCUAUGAGCCUCAGAUGCCUCGGGACUGGGAGGAAGUGCGUAUAACGGUUGUGAGACCUGGUCCAAUUCCCACCAGCAGCCCAUGUGGAAACACCAUCCCUGCAGAUGAUCUGCUGACUGUCUCUCUGCCUUCUGGAUCUAGGUUCAUGGUUCUUCCCCAUCCUGUGUGUUUGGAGAAAGGAGUGAGGUACACUCUCCGUCUGGAGUUUGUCCGCUACGCUGACAAAAACAGCAUUCCCAGCUUCAGCAAUGCAAACAUUCUAAUAGACUCUAUCGCCUUGCUCCCUCGAUACACCUCUCUGGAGAUGUUUGUAGCGGGUGAUCCUGCCUCUCUCUCCCGGAAGCAGAGUUAUGAGCGUUACCGCUGCCAUGAGAGUGCCAAGAGUGUGUCCCGUCCAGCCUUGAGUGAUGUGUGUGCCAAACUCAUCACCAGCAUGUCAGCCAUCAUUAACGACGGAGCCCUGCCUUGCCAGUGCGAUCCACAGGGUUCAGUCAGCUCUGAAUGUGAUGUGCGUGGAGGUCAGUGCCGCUGUAAGCCGAAUGUGAUUGGAAGGCGUUGUGAUAAAUGUGCUCCAGGAACCUAUGGCUUCGGACCUUCAGGAUGCAAACCGUGUGAGUGUAGUCAGGAAGGCUCUCGUGGUCGCUUCUGUGAUGUGUACACGGGACAGUGUCCAUGUCUGCCAGGGGCGUUCGGUCAGCGCUGUGACGGCUGCCAGGCUGGACACUGGGGCUUCCCCAACUGCAGACCGUGCCACUGUAACGGGCAUGCAGAAGAGUGCCACCAGAGGACCGGUGUCUGCAUCAACUGCAGGAGCAACACAGCAGGGGACAAAUGUGAAAAGUGUGCCAAUGGAUUCUAUGGAAAUCCAGUGCUGGGUUCAGGAAACCAGUGUCGGCCUUGCCCUUGUCCAGAUGGGCCCAACAGUGGACGUCACUUUGCUGCCUCCUGUUACCAAGACAACCACAGCAGACAGGUGGUCUGCAACUGUAAACAGGGCUACACAGGUGUGCGCUGUGAGGAAUGUGCGCCUGGUUACUAUGGCAAUCCUUCUCAACCUGGUGGGCAGUGCCAGCCCUGUCGCUGUAACAACAACAUCGACCUAUCAGAUCCCGUGGCGUGUGACAGGCGGACUGGGGAGUGUCGUAAAUGUCUCUACAACACCGAGGGGCCUGACUGCAGUGUGUGUAAGAGCGGAUACUUUGGGGAUGGCUCUCGCCGCAACUGCAGGAAAUGCACAUGCAACUUCCUGGGUACAGAGCGCAGUCAGUGUCUAUCCCGAGAUGACUGCUUGUGUCAGCGUUCCACAGGACAAUGUCAGUGCCUACCUCACGUCACCGGACUCACCUGUGACCACUGCGCCCCAAACUACUGGAACCUGGCCAGUGGACGAGGCUGCGAACCAUGUGGCUGUGAGCCCAAUAACGCCUACACGUCUGCCUGCAAUGAGUUCACAGGUCAGUGUCAGUGUCGUGAUGGCUUUGGUGGAAGGACUUGCAGGGACUGCCAAGAGAACUACUGGGGAGAUCCCAGAAUCCAGUGUAGAGCCUGUGACUGUGACCAUAGGGGCAUUGAGACCUCUCAGUGUAACCGCGUGACGGGUCACUGUGCUUGCCGACAGGGCGUAUCCGGCGUCCGCUGCGAUCAGUGUGCCCGCGGCUUCUCAGGCACGUUCCCUGACUGUCAGCCUUGUCACCAGUGUUUUGGAGACUGGGACCGCAUCGUCCAAGAUCUAGCUGCUAAAACUAAGGCUCUCGCAGCCCGGUCUCAGGAGAUCCAGUCCACAGGCCUGAUUGGUGCCUAUGAGAAGAAUUUCAAGGAGCUGGAAGAGAAGCUGGCACAGGCACAGAGCAUUGUUAAUGCACGCAAUGCCACUGCUGAAGGUGUGACCACCCUAAUGGGCAUGAUGGAGGAGCUCAGGUCUCGUAUUGGUGAGACCACAGACACACUGAACCGUCUGGAAGGAGACCUGACUGCUGUACAGGAUAGCAACUAUGAGGCCAGCAAUGAGCUGAGCACACUGGAGAGAGAGGCCAGAGAGCUCAAUCUCACCUCUAAGCAGCUCAACCAGCAGCUAGACAUCCUCAAAAACUCCAACUUCUUGGGUGCAUACGAUAGCAUCCGUGCUUCCUACAACAAGUCUCGGGAUGCAGAGCGCCGUGCCAACCAGUCUACUACUGACACCCCUAGCACCGUCAGCCAAUCAGCAGACACUCGCAAGAAGACAGAGCGGCUCAUUGCAGAGAAGAAAGAUGACUUUAACCGCAAGAAUGCUGCAAACAAGCGUGCUCUGUCUGACCUGAAUGCAAAAGCACAGGGUCUUGACAUAAAGAAGAUCAAUGAGAAGGUAUGUGGUGCUCCAGGUGAUGUCCCAUGUGGAGAGAGCCCUUGCGGUGGUGUUGGUUGUCGUGAUGAUGGACGCAGGCACUGUGGGGGACUGAACUGUAAUGGAGCUGUUGCAGUGGCUGAUAAUGCAUUGGAAAGAUCCAAACAUGCAGAGAAGGAACUCAUCAAAGCCAUGGGAGAAGUGGAGGAGCUCUUCAAGCAGGUUGCAGAUGCAAAGACGAAGGCUCAGGAAGCAAAAGAUAAAGCUCAGGCUGCUCUGAAGAAAGCCAGUGAUACCAAGAAGAAAGUGGAGCGUUCCAACAACGACUUGCGUGACCUCAUCAAGCAGAUUCGUGGCUUUCUUAUGCAAGAGGGAGCUGACCCUGACAGCAUUGAGGCAGUGGCCAAUCGGGUUCUUGAGCUGUCCAUCCCUGCCUCACCCCAGCAAAUCAAACACUUAGCUGAUGAGAUCAAAGAUCGCGUCAGGAGUCUGUCCAACGUGGACGCCAUUCUGGAGCAGACACAAGAUGAUGUCCGAAAAGCGGAAAAGCUGCUGAUGGAGGCCAAAAAGGCCAGGAAUAAAGCAGACAGGGCAAAGAACACAGCAGACAGUGUGAAGCAGGCACUGGAUGAUGCUCGUAGGGCUCAGACAGCUGCUGAAAAGGCCAUCCAGAGGGCAAGAGAUGACAUUGGCAUGACUGAGAACCGACUUGCUGAGAUUCAGUCAGAAACGUCAGCUAGUGAGAAGGACCUGAACGAGGCCAUGGACAAGUUGGGUGAUCUGGGGCGGCAGAUAGAAGCCUUGAAGGCCAAACGGGCCAACAACAGCAUGGUUGCAGCACGAGCUGAGGAGACUGCUAAUAUGGCUCAAGACAAGGCUAAUGAAGCAAAGCAGAUUCUGGAUGGUGAACUUUCAGAUAAGUACCGCACUGUUCAGGAUCUGGUAGGCAGGAAGGCAAAUGCAGUUCAGGACGCCAAGAAAAAAGCAGAGCGGUUGAGAGACGAUGCAAAGCAGCUGCUAAAGGAUGCUCAGGACAAACUGCAGAGAUUAGCAGAACUUGAGAAAGACUAUGAGGAGAAUCAGAAAACACUGGAGGGCAAAGCCAGGCAGCUCGAUGGUCUGGAAGAUAAAAUGAAGGCAAUUCUGGAUUCUAUCAACAAGCAGAUCCAGAUCUACAAUACCUGCCAGUAAACUGCCAGAUGCCAGCAGGACUGAUGUCACUGACAGUUCAGUACUGCCCACAAGGCUCCAAGAGCAUAUGGAGGAUACUAGACUGGCACUAGUGUCAUCAGUGUGAUCACUUGUGUUCAAAUAAAACACUUAUUAUCUAUUCAUAGAAAUAUAGAUUUGAAAGUUUAUUGUUACAUUGUUUGGCCAGAAAGACACAGAGCACUAUCACUGAGGGGAGUGUACAACCCCAUCUCUAAAAAAGUUGGGAAGCUGUGCAAAAUGGCAAUAAAAACAAAAUACAAUGAUAUAAAAAACAUUUAAACCCCAUAUUUAAUUGAAAAUAGUACAAAAACAACAUGUCAAAUGUUGAAACUGAGAAAUUUCACUGUUUUUUUGAAACAUUUUUGCCCAUUUUGAAUUUGAUGCCGACGACAUGGUCCAAAAAGUUAGGAUGGGGCAACAAAAGGCUGGUAAAGUUGUGUAAUGCUAAAUCACCUGGUGGCUGAGUGACAACAGGUCAGUAACAUGGUUGGGUAUAAAAAAGCAUCCC